Fusarium musae is the source of this 696-nucleotide messenger RNA. RefSeq lists its product as uncharacterized. The record is from RefSeq and is a predicted model, not a curated record. Gene Ontology annotation, molecular function: transcription cis-regulatory region binding; DNA-binding transcription factor activity. Bases 1 to 696 code for a protein of 231 amino acids. Gene Ontology annotation, biological process: positive regulation of transcription by RNA polymerase II. The transcript is spliced from 2 exons. NCBI's taxonomy places the organism in Eukaryota, Fungi, Ascomycota, Sordariomycetes, Hypocreales, Nectriaceae. Gene Ontology annotation, cellular component: nucleus.
AUGUCAGACUGCAGCUUAUUCAGCUCCGAAUCUUUAGGCUCCACGGUAGAUCCUCUCAUGGGAUGCGCUGGGCCACUAUUCCCUCUUCUUGGCGGCGUAGCUGAUCUUGUCAACCGGGUUCAGCGAAAGCAGGAAAAGCUCAACUCGCCAGCAAUUGUCUCUGCGGCAGUCCGUCUAAAGACUUCAAUCGAGCGAUGGGAACCCUGCACUGAGCUGGAUGAAGAACCCCGGGAGACCCAACUGUCUUCAAGCGCGAUUGAUCUGAUACAAACAGCCAAUGCGUAUAAGUGGGCAACCUUGCUGCUUCUUCACCAGGCGGUGCCGGAGCUUCCGACACAAGCUUCGUUACAGGACAUGGCCAGAAAGGUCCUGAACCUUAUAGCGACUGUCCCGGAAGAUUCUCAUGCAGCCAUAUUUCCCGUAAUGCCGCUGAUGAUUGCGGGUUGCGAGGCCACCGAGAUUGAGGAUCGGAACUGGGUGUCUGAUAGGUGGGGAGUUUUAGGUUCUCGACUUACCUCGGGACUUGUCAACAGAUGUUUGGAAAUUACAGCAGAGGCUUGGAAAAGACAUGACAAGUCAUCUAACGCAACUCGUGGUGACAAGGCUUCCUCUAGCCCUUCAUGCUCGACAACGAAGCGCGAAAUACAUUGGAUGAACGUCUUGAAGGACUGGGGUUGGCAAGUUAUGCUGGGCUGA